CUCCUCUUACUUUUGAUGACAUUUGGGUUAGAUUAUGCAUGUUUUUGGAAAUAUUGCAAGUAACGUAUACGUGAAGAAUACAAAAAUUGUGGUAUUUAAACUCAGUAAUCGCUGUAUACUAAUCACGUCUGUAUCAAGCCUUCUCACCAUCUAAUGGUCGAAGACAAUGGCCAGCGUCGUGACUGUAUUAACGCCUAAUGGACGGAGGAUGAACGUUAAAGUUCCACCGAACAAAACCGUGCUUCAGAUUCUAGACGAAGUCUGCCAAAAACAUAAUUUCCAGUCGAGCGAAUAUGAUCUUCGACAUCACAAACGAAUCCUCGAUUUGUCGCUGAUGUUUCGAUUUACCGGCUUACCAAACAAUGCCCAAUUGGAAAUGGUUAAAGUGCUGAAGCAGCGUCAAGAGUCUGAAGUCGUGUUAAUGAUCCAAUUCGAGGAUGGUUCACGGAAAAGUGAUUCAUUCCAACCGGAUCUGACAUUGAUGGACGUACUCCGAAAACUGUGUCCCGAGAAAUGUUCCGAAGACGAUUUGGUGCUAAUUUACAUGCGAACGGACAUACACGGAACUGCGUUAGCGACAACAACGCUGAAAAGUUUGGGAUUGACUGGAGGACGGGCUAUGUUUCGAUUGGUGCAACGAAAGGCUGACUCCUUAAAAACCCAAGCAAACGUUUCCCGGGUCAUUUCCGUUGCUCCGGCAGCUCAACCAGCGGAUAAUUCAACUGCUACUGAAAAUACUCCUGCCCUAGACCUGUCCGGAAAAACUGAUGUAACCAUGGAAACAUCGGAUAAUGCUACCAUUAUGCCAGGCAUUGGUCACAGUCUGUCACCAGUCAGUAAUGAUGUAAAGCGAGCAAAAUAUGAUGAAACAGUUGCGACAGAAGCACCAUCGACGAGUUGUCCGGAUGUAGCAUCGGAAGUUGAAUCAAAUGAAAUGGAGGUAGAAGAGGAACCCGAAAUCAUUGAGAUCGGCGAACGGCAUGCAAUUCUGUUUUCACUGGACAGCACCCAGCGUAUCAUCAGCGAUGAAGACGCAAAAGACUCGUUCUUCGACGUAACCGUCAACGACAUAAAAGUCUUGCUGCGUGACCUGCGAACGCAGACACAAGGGCUGGAAAAUGCACCGCUGAUGACAACAAAAAUGCGCGAAAUGGAGCACGACAAUCAAACGAUGUUAAAAUUGAAUCGAUACCGGACCACGGUCAUUCGCAUUCAAUUCGCCAAUCGAUUGGUGCUGCAAGGAAUAUUUCUGCCAUCGGAUACGGUUCAGCAAGUGGUGGAUUUCGUGCGUGGUUUCCUAGUCGAUCCGACAAUGAAAUUCCAUUUAUAUAUUACUCCGCCGAAAACCGUAUUGGAUAACGAGAGUCGAUUGGUGGAGAAUCACUGCGUUCCGAUGGCUUUGCUGCAUUUCGGCACCGAUGAAAGUUCUUGCAGCCCGAAUUUACUGAGGGAGGAGUUUUUAGCGAAAAUUUCAACACACAAAGCUGCCGUUUGGUCUGCAAAGAAGUCCAGAGGUCUCAACUUUGGCAGUACUACAUCCGAAGACGGCGAAUCCUCGUCGAAUGAAAGCAGCAACACGAACAGAAAACAGCAAUCGGCCGGUUCUGGAACAUUCAUCACCUCGUCAGCUAUAUCAAAUACGGGAACGAAAGUACCGAAAUGGUUCAAACCGACUGGCAAAUAAAAUGUUUUGUUAAUGAGCUUGGGAGAGAUAAGAGAGAGAGAGAGAGAGAGAGGAGGAAAUAAAGCGAACGCAACGUUCAACUGAUUUUUCA
Messenger RNA from Bradysia coprophila, 1775 nucleotides. RefSeq names its product tether containing UBX domain for GLUT4. NCBI's taxonomy places the organism in Eukaryota, Metazoa, Arthropoda, Insecta, Diptera, Sciaridae. Gene Ontology annotation, molecular function: protein binding. Gene Ontology annotation, biological process: signal transduction; intracellular protein transport; glucose homeostasis. Gene Ontology annotation, cellular component: cytoplasm; vesicle membrane; nucleus. The record is from RefSeq and is a predicted model, not a curated record.